Cyphellophora europaea CBS 101466 is the source of this 1695-nucleotide messenger RNA. RefSeq lists its product as uncharacterized. The record is from RefSeq and is a predicted model, not a curated record. Gene Ontology annotation, cellular component: Rpd3L complex; nucleus; Rpd3L-Expanded complex. Lineage: Eukaryota; Fungi; Ascomycota; Eurotiomycetes; Chaetothyriales; Cyphellophoraceae. Bases 1 to 1695 code for a protein of 564 amino acids. The transcript has a single exon. Gene Ontology annotation, biological process: regulation of DNA-templated transcription.
AUGUCUGGAUCUAAUGAAGGCCACGGCCGCAAGCGCGGUCGCGAGUCUGAGAGCAACUCGCCAGAACCCAACAAUGCUGCAAAAGUUCGAAAGACCGUACAGCUUCCUACUCGUAAGAAGUCCGAAGACAAGAUGAAUGGUGUCAAUGGAUCUCAGACCGAUCAGACUGUCAUUGCCUCAACCGAGCAAGAUGACCAGAAUGUUAUCGUUGUCGCCUCCCAACAAGAGGGCAAUGUUGAUCAACCGGAGGCGGCCGAGCGGCUUCGUCGUUCCGACACCCCUUCUGUCAGUCCUGGUAGACUUGCCGAGAUCCAGCAGCGCCAGGCUGAGGCCGGCAUGGUCUCGCCUCGAGCUUCUACCACUAGUCAAGGCUCUCACUCAACAAGCAAUGGUUUACCCGAAGCUUCCAAGAAUGCCAUGAACGGCCAACUCGACGGUCAAGCUCCUUACUAUUCCACCGACGCCCUUCGAAAUGCGAUGGUUCGUGAUUAUUUCACGCGCAAUCCGAUCACUGACGUUGAGAACGUUCUCCAAGCGUACUAUCAGAAAUACUCAACUGAUCUUGCGCCGUUCGACUAUGGAGACAGCACCCCGGACAAGUUGCUCAUGUGCGUUUGCCUCUCGACUGAUGACGGUCGUGAGUACAUCGAGUGUGAUAACGGCUUCAAAUGCAUGAAGCGCUUCUUCCACCCCGGCUGUGUUGGCAUCUCCAGCGUGUCUGACCUUGAGCAGGGCGAGGAAUGGUUUUGUCCGGACUGCAUGAAGGAGGGACUUGGUGGUGCCGCCGCUUACCGCAAGAAGCUCGCUCACCUGAAGCGUACGCCUCCCAACCUUGUCCGAGGCGCCGGAGCAACCAAUAUCUCUGGCCAACCCAUCAUCGCAGGACGCUUGAAUGCCGCAGCACCGAUGGUCAUGCCUGCAUCCGCUACCGUCAAGCCCUGGACCGCUGACCACGAUACCAAAUUUCUCGCCAACCCAGACAACCUUCAUGAUCUCAACAUUGAGACUCUAGCCAUGGCUAAAGAAACCCUCCGUGCUCGUGCCGCCCAACCUCUGGGACAGCCCGUUCCAAGCGCUCCUGUUGUCGUUAGCGGUACCAUUGUCAAGCAGCCCAACAAGAAUUCCUGGUCGAAGGAAGAAGACGCUGUGCUUAUCGAAUGCAUUGGGGCUGCUGUCAAGAAAGGCCUUUGUGGCAAUCCUCUUUGGGACACCGUCAUCGGCGAACUUCAUGCCAAAGGGGUUGACCGCAAGCUCGGUGCUGCCCGCAACCGCUGGAUGCGCGGACUUCGAGAGGAGACCAAGUUCGACGAGCGACGCAAGAAGAACUCCAAAAAGCUAACCACUGCCGUCCAGAUCCACAAGGAUUUGCGUGACCCCAACUCUCCUCGCCGCAAGAAGCGCUACCAGGUGUCUCGCAAGUACAACGAUCCUCCUGGGACGUUGGUCAAUCCCAGUCCACUCAAGCAAGCUCUGAGCACCAAGUCCUACGACGUUGUCCCUCCUUCGGAUUCGACUGCUCCCUCCAGCCCGUUCCGUCCUGCUGCCGUCGCUUCGAGCCCGGUUCUCAAUCAUCACGUUCGCUUCGCCGUCGAUGGGGAUGUUGACAUGAAGAACUAUGGCGACAACGCUGGCUACAUCACUGAUAAAGACGACAUCAAAGACCGUCUUGUUCGUCGUCGCCCCCGCAAUGACUAA